Molecule: messenger RNA, 3867 nt
Organism: Teleopsis dalmanni
Lineage: Eukaryota; Metazoa; Arthropoda; Insecta; Diptera; Diopsidae
Exons: 1
Coding region: 1-3867 (1288 amino acids)
Biological process (GO): DNA integration
Molecular function (GO): nucleic acid binding
Source: RefSeq, a predicted model, not a curated record
AUGGACGAUGGGUCAACACUAACGCUUAUUGAAGCAAGUCUAGCCGAUGAAUUGGGAAACGAUGGUAUCCAGGAUGCGCUAUGCAUUAAUUGGACAGGUAAUAUCAGUCGACAGGAAAAUAACUCAAAAAGGCUCAACCUACAAAUUUCUGCCAAUGCUCCUCAAGCUAAAAAAUUCCCAUUGAAAAAUGUCCGCACAGUAAGCAACUUACGCAUGUCAGCAGAAUCUUUUGCAGCUGAUAAAAUAAAACAAGGGUAUCCGCAUUUAGAUGGCUUGCCUCUAGCAAGUUAUACAAAUGCUGUCCCCAUGCUGAUUAUCGGCGUAAAUAAUCCAAACUUAAUUUCAGCACUUAAGGUGAGAGAGGGUGGCUGGCAAGAACCCGUGGCGGUGAAAACACGUCUUGGUUGGACAGUUUUUGGUGGUGGUGAAUUAAACCACCGUAACAACUUAAACCUACACAAAUGUAGCUGUGGACAAGAAGCUGAUAGGGAGCUUCAUGAGUUAGUAAAGACAUUUAUAGUAAACGAGAAUGUCGCGGUGGCUACCCCAAAAGCAGAAUUACUUUCAGUUGAGAAUCAGCGAGCAGAGGAAAUAAUGCGCAAGUGCCAGUUACGCGAAAACCGCUACGUUGUCAAUUUGCCAUGGAACACCGAUACGGUCGAAUUGCCAAAUAGCUUGCCGAUGGCAUUACGUCGAGCGGAGUGCUUACGUCGAAAAAUGCAUGGAGACCCUGAAUUGUGUCAAAAGCUAAAGGAACAAAUCACUACUUUAGUCAGCAAGGGCUACGCAACUGAGUUGCCACCAGAAGCAAUUAACGAGCGAGGUGGAAAGAUUUGGUAUUUACCAAUUUUUAUUGUGCGCAAUCUACUUAAACCGAAAAAGCAUAGAUUAGUUUGGGAUGCUGCAGCCAAAGCUGAAGGAGUGUCAUUAAACGAUUUUUUGCUGAAGGGGCCGGAUAUGCUGCGACCACUUAUAAACAUAUUAUUAAAUUUUCGUAUAGGAAGAAUAGCUGUCUGUGGUGACAUUGCUGAAAUGUUUCAUCGAAUUCUAGUACAAGAAGCAGAUACUGAUGCUCAGAGAUUUCUAUGGUUCAGCGAGACAUUUAAAAAUAUUUGCGUUUAUAAAUUAAAUGUAGUUAGCUUUGGUGCGCGAUGUUCACCAUAUAUAGCGCAUUUUAUUCGAAACCUGAACGCAGAAAGAUUUAUAGCUGAAAAUCCUAGAGCAGUGUACGCUAUUAAAAACAAUCAUUACGUGGAUGACUUUAUAGAUUCAACAAAUUCCAUUGAACAAGCAAUAGCAUUAGCCGAGGCAGUUCGCAACAUACAUGAACAAGGUGGUUUCCAUAUGAGAAGCUGGACAAGUAAUGCACCAGAAGUUUUAGCUGCGUUAAACGAAAAUGGUGAACAGACGGGUAAGUCGUUUGAUAAUAAUAUCGACACACUUCCGAUCGAAAAAAUUCUCGGCAUGUAUUGGGACCCGAAGUCAGAUUGCUUUAAAUAUGUUUUAAAAUUCGUUCGUUUACGUCGUAAUGUUUUUGCAGAUGAAAUUGUACCCACUAAAAGAGAAGUACUUCAAAUUUUAAUGUCCAUUUUUGAUCCAUUGGGACUGGCAGCUUGCCUCACAUCAUAUUUAAAAAUACUUAUUCAGGAUAUUUGGAGAAGCGGAAUCGACUGGGAUCAACCACUGGUACCCGAUCUUAUGGGCAAGUGGUUAGCUUGGGUUGCCUGCAUGCCUAUUUUUGCUAAUAUUUCUGUACCCCGUUGUUAUUCACCAUACAUAACAGAAAGUUCAUGUGAUGUACAAAUUCAUACAUUCGUAGAUGCGAGUGAGUUUGCUUAUGCAGCUGUAUCAUACUUCCGCAUUAAAGAUAAAUAUGGAGUAAGUACGAGGAUCGUAGCAGCAAAAACCAAAGUCGCUCCAAUGCGACCGAUGUCUAUUCCAAGAAUGGAGCUACAAGCUGCUGUAAUUGGCACACGGCUUAUGAAUACAAUAUGUAAAGUACACACAUUUGAUAUUAAAAAGCGUUUCAUUUGGAGCGAUUCCAAAACGGUGCUAAAGUGGUUGCGUGGUGAUCCACGUCAAUUUCAACAAUUCGUAAUGUUUCGCAUUGCAGAAAUUCAAGAAGCAUCAACCGUCGAAGAGUGGAGAUGGGUACCCACGAAAUUAAAUACUGCAGACAGUGCAACGAAAACAAAACAAAGUCCCGAAUAUGUGCAGCGGUGGGUCGAAGGACCAGAAUUUUUGCUACAAGACGAGGAUAAAUGGCCAACUGAGGUGGACUUAGGUCCGAUGGAGACCAGUGAAACUCGUGCAAAAUUUUCAUAUCAUCGCGAGACACAACCAUGUUUCAAUUAUGAAUAUUUUUCAUCCUGGAUCAAGUUGUAUCGUGUAGUUGCAAAUUGGCUACUCUACAUUGGGAAACUUAAGGCUCGUUGUGGCGGUUUCAAUGCUACAAACGUUAUUUUGACUGUUCAACAUAUUGAGCGCGCGAAGCUCUUAAUAUACAAAAGCGUGCAACAGGAACUACUUGAAGAUUGGUCGACACUGAAAAUGGGGAGAAUAGUAGAAAGGAACAGUCCGUUAUAUAGGUUGCAGGUGUAUAUGGAUAACAAUGAGCUCAUAAGAGUAAAAAACAGAGCGAGUAACUUUACGAAUGAGUGUAAACCUCAAACUGAUUUUAUUUUCUUACCGCCAAAACAUAGAGUAUCGUACCUUAUAUGUGCGCACUAUCAUGAACGAUUUUAUCACAUCCAACAUGAAACUGCUUUAAAUGAGGUCAGACAAUUGUAUUUCAUACCAAAAUUAAGACCAUUAUUCAAAUCGAUGCGACGAAACUGCAACGUAUGUAAAAUUUCAUCGGCAAUACCUCAAGCGCCGCAAAUGGCCUUACUUCCCCCAGCACGACUAGCAGCUUUUCAACGUCCAUUUACUCAUGUGGGUAUUGAUUAUUUUGGACCAAUGGUGGUUAUUGAGAAUCGCAAAGCACUGAAAAGGUGGGGUGUUAUAAUAACUUGUUUGACUAUCAGAGCCGUUCACAUCGAAAUCGCCCAUAGUCUUAGUACUGACUCAUGCCUAAUGUGUUUAAGAAAUUUUAUUGCCAGACGAGGAGAACCUAUCUACAGCGAUAAUGCAACGAAUUUUCACGGUGUCGAGAACGUUUUAAGAAAGGAGUUGAAGAACAUUGAUUCCUCGGUUAUGCAACACAAGCUAGCUCAUCAAGGAAUAGACUGGAAAUUUAAUCCACCGGCAGCACCACAUAUGGGAGGAGCGUGGGAGCGACUGAUUAGAACAAUUAAGACAGUGCUGUAUCAAAUUUCGCCAUCUCAACGUUUUACGGAUGAAAGUUUACGUACUGCAUUACUUGAAGUUGAAAUGAUCAUCAACUCGCGUCCUUUAACCUACGUGUCACUCGAUAGUGAAGAUGAGGAUCCAAUAACUCCAAACCAUUUCUUGUUGGGGAGCGCUAGUGGUUUGAAACCAUUUUGUGAUGCUAAGAGAAUCGAUUCAAAGAUGUGCCUGCUACAAUCUGAGAUGUUUGCAAAUCAAUUUUGGCGACGAUGGGUGCGUGAGAUACUUCCGACAUUAACGCGUCGCGGCAAAUGGUUCAAUAAAGUGAAACCCAUUACGGUAGGAGACGUUGUGCUGAUAGUUGAUGAAACGGCUAAGAGAAAUACUUGGGUAAAAGUCAUAGUUAUCGAGACAACUGUAGCGAAAGACGGCCAAGUAAGACGAGCUAAGGUCAAAACAACAAAAGGCUUUUUGGAGCGCCCUGCCGUAAAGCUGGCCAUUCUGGAUAUCGGCAAAGUUGACGCAAACGACAUUGGGGUCGCCUGCGGGGAGGAGAAUGUUGCCGAAAAUUGCGAAUAA